CCGCCGCCGCCGCCGCCGCGCCGCUGCACGCGCCCAGACCACCACCAAAAAAAUCACCUAUCUAGACGCACAUCACUACUAAAACCGCUCUCUAUUACUAAAAACUAUCUUCUUACGAUCGCACGCUAUUCUUAUCGAGUGACCUUCAAGUGUUCCACCCUAAUCUCACCCUUCUUCUUUCUUCUUCUUUCAUCGUACAAACCAUGACCGCAAAAGUGAUGUGAUGAUAAAGUUUAAAUAUACACAAUUUCUGAGUAAAAAAAUGGUGACGGCCUAAAUCAUGUUGUUAUGAUAGUGGAAACGAUUUCUUAUUCAAUAUUAUAAGGUUAUCCUGCUCCCGUUUUGUUCGGUUUUAGAGUCUGUGUUGUGAAUGCUGUCUUGCGUAACUUGGACUACAUAUCAAGACGCGCCCGGGGCCGUGCGGCGGUGAUGUCGCGAUGCGGCGCGCGGUGACGCUGCGGCUGCCGCUGUGUGCGCUGCUGCUGCUGGGCGCCGGCUGCGAGCCGCCCACCGACGCCCCCGACUACGCCGCCCAAGACUAUGACGAGCGGUUCAAUGUAUCAGAGAAGGGCAUGUACCUGGGCUCCCCGUGCGAGUUCACGUGCAGCCCGCAGCUCCAGCACGUGUUCUGCGACCCCAGCACGGGCACCUGCGCGUGCGACGCCAAGCACCCCGUGCAGCUCGGCCUCAGCCACGGAUGUGCUAAACCGAAGAAGCUCGGCGAGCAGUGUUUCUACCGGCAGACGUGCAAGGCGUUCGACCCUCACUCGUCGUGCGUGCAGGUCAACCACAACGCCUUCUGCCAGUGUGACGCCGGCUACCACAGCACCAGCCACUCACGGCCCGUGCACAGGGUCUUCUGUACUGAAGACCUGGUCCUGCUGACGGCGGACAUGCCGACGCUGCUGGGAGUGGCGUCCGGCAUCUUCGUGCUGGCCGGCCUGCUGUGCAUGGUGCUGCAUCUGUACACGCGGGCGCGCUUCCACCCGGACCACCUCGCCGACGCGCGCCUCACGCCGCCCUGUCUCUACUCGCUUAAUGACACUGGAGGCACGCUGAGCGCGACGCGGCCGUCGUCGCGGUCGUCGGCCCGCAGCGCCACGACGGGCGGCACGCUGGACUCGGGCUGCUCGCGCCGCGUGUCCCGCGCGCGCGGCGUGCCCGUGUCCGCCUCGCGCGCAGGUUCCAGACGUCCAAGUGUAAGUUCUAUUCAGAGCAGCUCAUCCUCGAUACGGAGUUACAGCGCGAAGCGAUGGGAGAAGGAACGGGAGCAGAAGGAGAGGCGACAGAUGAGCAUGCGUCUCGCUCAGUUGCACGACAAGAUGAACUCUGGCCGAGAUAUCCCGAAGCUGGCCCCGACGCCCUCGCCGAGAUCCCCCAACAACUCCACCGAUGGGCUGCUGCCCGCUGUCUGUGAAAUUAGAGAGCUAAUAAGCAAGCCGGAGCCGAGCAAGCUGCAGGGCGUGGACGGCCCGUGCACCAGCUCGUCGCUGUACUGACAGCCGGCGUACCCCCGCGGCGCGCGGCGGUCCAUGGACUCCCUGUCCUCAGAGGGAACCCCCACCAUCGCCUGGAUGUAGAGUUGUAGACUCGACAGACUCGCGCGCUAGUGAGACAUAGACUCGCCAAAGUGAGGAAAGUUUGUGAUUUGAUUACUGGUUAGUGGUUAUGAUUUGUCAGUGUGGAUUCGUGUACAGUGUCAUUCUGAAGUUCUACGAUUCUACCCAGCUCACGGUUGUUCUGUAUCCGAUGACUCAAUAGUCUAGCCGUUCAAUAUUGUUAUUUAUACAGUUAGCUUAAUCUCAGCACAAUUUAAGAAACCCCUUAUAUAAACACCGGAUAAAUAACUGAUACAAAAGUACUUAUUGUAAGUAAUUUAAUUGAUGUUGCGUAUUUUUUGUUAUGAAUUCAUGUGAACCGAUAGUAUUUAAAUAGAUAGUAAUAGUUAAGCCGUAAAAACAGGUACUAAGAAACAAACAACCGUAUUUUGUACAAAACGUGUAUUGCUUCGACUUUAGCGUAAGACAUGUAAUUAGUUAAUAAGGACUUAUUGGACAAACUUCCAUAGUUUUUCAAUUAUAUUUUUUUGCGAAAAUUUAUAGAAUUAGCAAUAGGUAGAAGUCUAGAAUCUAGACUGUAGGUGCCCUGUAGUAAGUCAACAUAAUGUACUAGGCGUCUUUUGCCUCUUGUGAGUCUGUAUCAAUACCGAAUUGAAUUGAUUAUGGUGACAGUUUUACUACUUAUUUACUUAAUCCAAUGUAGGCACUUAUUGAAUAGGCUAGAUAGCGCCCUAGUGCCACUGCUGAAUUAUAUUUCAUCCAGGUAUUAAAUUACCUGUGGUAUUAAGUGAACUUAAAAAUCAUACUUACUUAUCUACCUACUAAAUAAAUCUUCAUUACUUAUA
Plutella xylostella (diamondback moth) is the source of this 2404-nucleotide messenger RNA. RefSeq lists its product as uncharacterized. NCBI's taxonomy places the organism in Eukaryota, Metazoa, Arthropoda, Insecta, Lepidoptera, Plutellidae. The record is from RefSeq and is a predicted model, not a curated record.